Molecule: messenger RNA, 2137 nt
Organism: Pteronotus mesoamericanus
Lineage: Eukaryota; Metazoa; Chordata; Mammalia; Chiroptera; Mormoopidae
Gene: NUMBL
Product: NUMB like endocytic adaptor protein
Exons: 10
Coding region: 34-1812 (592 amino acids)
Biological process (GO): positive regulation of neurogenesis
Cellular component (GO): cytoplasm
Source: RefSeq, a predicted model, not a curated record
GGGCCGCGGGAGGCGGGGGCACCCGGGCCCUGGAUGUCCGGGAGCGCGGCGGCCAGCGGCGGACCCAGAAGGCCUGAGCAGCAUCUGUCCCCAGCCCCCUGCGGGGCCCUGGGGCCCCCUGAAACCUCCAGGACGGAGCCAGACGGGACAGGUACUAUGAACAAGUUACGGCAGAGCCUGAGGCGGCGAAAGCCAGCCUACGUGCCCGAGGCGUCACGCCCGCAUCAGUGGCAGGCGGAUGAGGAUGCAGUGCGCAAGGGCACAUGCAGCUUCCCUGUCAGGUACCUGGGCCACGUGGAGGUGGAGGAGUCCAGGGGGAUGCAUGUGUGUGAGGAUGCCGUGAAGAAGCUGAAGACAAUGGGCCGGAAAUCCGUGAAGUCAGUCCUGUGGGUGUCAGCUGAUGGGCUCCGAGUGGUGGAUGACAAGACCAAGGACCUGCUGGUGGACCAGACCAUCGAAAAAGUCUCCUUUUGUGCUCCUGACCGCAACUUAGACAAGGCUUUCUCUUAUAUCUGCCGCGACGGGACCACCCGCCGCUGGAUCUGUCACUGUUUCCUGGCACUAAAGGACUCCGGCGAGAGGCUGAGCCACGCUGUGGGCUGUGCCUUUGCCGCCUGCUUGGAGCGCAAGCAGCGGCGGGAGAAGGAAUGCGGAGUCACGGCCACCUUCGACGCCAGUCGCACCAGCUUUGCCCGGGAGGGCUCCUUCCGCCUGUCUGGGGGUGGGCGGCCCGCUGAGCGAGAGGCCCCGGACAAAAAGAAAGCAGAGGCAGCAGCUGCCCCCACUGUGGCUCCCGGGCCUGCCCAGCCUGGACACGUGUCCCCGACACCCGCCACCACAUCCCCUGGGGAGAAGGUUGAGGCAGGCACCCCAGUGGCUGCAGGCACCCCUGCAGCUGCCAUCCCCCGUCGCCACGCCCCUCUGGAGCAGCUGGUCCGCCAGGGCUCCUUCCGUGGGUUUCCGGCGCUCAGCCAGAAGAACUCGCCUUUCAAACGGCAGCUGAGCCUACGGCUGAAUGAGCUGCCAUCCACACUGCAGCGCCGCACUGACUUCCAGGUGAAGAGCACAGUGCCUGAGAUGGAGCCUGCUGGUGCCAGCGACAGCGACAGCAUCAACGCCCUGUGCACACAGAUCAGCUCGUCUUUUGCCAGUGCAGGCGCCCCAGCACCGGGGCCACCGCUGGCCUCAACAGGGACUUCUGCCUGGGGCGAGCCGUCCGUGUCCCCGGCCGCUGCCUUCCAGCCUGGGCACAAGAGGACCCCUUCGGAGGCUGAGAGGUGGCUAGAAGAGGUGUCCCAGGUGGCCAAAGCGCAGCAGCAGCAGCAGCAGCAAGUGUCCUCAGUGCCUGCUGUACCCCCACCCCUACAGCCGUUCACAGCCCCGGUGGGGCCCUUCGACGCCGCACCUGCCCAGGUGGCCCUGUUUCUGCCGCCCCCACACAUGCAGCCCCCUUUUGUGCCCACCUACCCAGGCCUGGGCUACCCGCCCAUGCCCCGCGUGCCCGUGGUGGGCAUAACACCCUCACAGAUGGUGGCCAACGCCUUCUGCUCAGCCGCCCAGCUCCAGCCCCAGCCUGCCACGCUGCUCGGGAAAGCCGGGGUCUUCCCGUCCCCUGCUGCGCCCAGUGCCCCCGGGGGCCAGGCCCGUCCACGCCCUAAUGGGGCACCCUGGCCCCCGGAGCCAGCACCCGCCCUGGCCCCUGAGUUGGACCCCUUUGAGGCCCAGUGGGCAGCAUUAGAAGGCAAGCCCGCUGUAGAGAAGCCUUCUAACCCCUUCUCGGGCGACCUGCAAAAGACCGAGAUUGAACUGUAGCCCGGGCUGCCCUGCCCUCCCCACUAUCUCCAGGUGCCCCACACCUGGGAGCGGAGGCCCAACCUCUCCCCUCAUCCUGCUCCCUGGGGCUGCACCCCUCAACAUCCCCUCUAACCUCUUCUCUCGACCACCCCCACAACCACUACAGAACCGACAUUGUGAUGCCCAGGUUGCGACAGGAUGGAAUUCAGGGACGGACCCAGCCUGGCUAAGGGACCCAUUUCACUGCCAGGCAUAGGCUGGCAAUGUCCGUUCGCCCUCACCCCAGACACGGGGAUGGCCACAGCCCCACUCAGUGCCCCCGGUUCAAGCUACAUUUUCCAGU